This is a messenger RNA of Caenorhabditis elegans, 3346 nucleotides long. RefSeq names its product Receptor-type guanylate cyclase gcy-23 (gene gcy-23). Bases 1 to 3222 code for a protein of 1073 amino acids. Lineage: Eukaryota; Metazoa; Nematoda; Chromadorea; Rhabditida; Rhabditidae. Gene Ontology annotation, molecular function: phosphorus-oxygen lyase activity; ATP binding; guanylate cyclase activity. Gene Ontology annotation, cellular component: neuron projection terminus; plasma membrane; cilium. The transcript has 9 exons. The record is from RefSeq and is marked reviewed. Gene Ontology annotation, biological process: thermosensory behavior; detection of temperature stimulus; intracellular signal transduction.
AUGCGUCGUGAGCUAUUCAUUUUUCUGCUCCUACUAGGAGAAUGUGCAAACGUCAAGGUAAAAGUUGGUCACAUCGGAGCAGUGGGUUCUAUGAGAAAUGCGGAGAAAAUAUUGCAACUUUCAAAGGAGCAGCUCACCCAGGAAGGUGUUCUCGGCAAUGAUUUCGAUAUUGAAAUCCUGAACCAAAUGGGAUGCGGAGAAUCGUAUGAAGGUGUUGCGGUGGGUGCAGACAUGUACCAUGUUCAAGGAGUUCGUGCAUUUAUCGGACCUUACUGUAACGCUGAGUUGGAUGCCGUAGCAAAAAUGGCCACGUUUUGGAAUAUCCCAGUUGUGGGGUACAUGGCGUCAUCCAAUAGUUUUGCGGAUAAGACUAUAUUCAAAACUCUGGCCAGGGUGUCUUUAAGAACGACGAAUUCAUUGGCGGAGGCUGCCGCCGCGCUGAUCAAGCAUUAUGGAUGGAAUAAGGUCGCGAUCGCGACAAAUACUGGAGCAGUGGCUUUCGAGAGGGUUCAGUCAUUUGAGGAAGUUUUUCACCAGCGUGGAAUUAAUGUUGUUCGAAAGAUUAUGUUAGAGGAGUACACAAAUGCGAAAGCUAUCAUGAAUAGCGGACUCCUUCAAGAAUUGGAGAACAGUGCAAGAGUGGUCGUCUGCGCGUUUUCUUCCACCCGUGACAUGAACAAAGAAUUCAUGCAAGCUGUGACUCUUUCUGGAAUGAACAAUGCCAAUUAUGCGUGGAUUCUCCCGUGGCUUCAACUCGAGACAAAAGAUAUGGCUCCGUGGCUCGGCGAGAAUGGAGAAUAUCAACAGAAUGUUAAGGAUCAUUUUGCUAAUUCGUUUAUUAUCGACGAUGUAAAUGGAUUCGACAAUACCUUGGUGACUCCUUUCAAGGAAAGAUUGGAGGCGAGUGGAUACUCGACUGAUGACUUGGAAAUGAAAAACAUCUACGGCUACAUCCAUCUCUACGACGCUCUGAGAUUGUAUGCCUUGGCGGUCCGUGCAACGAUGAAUGAAACCGGAAACGAGAAUUCAUACUUGAACGGAAAAGAAGUUUGGAAUCACAUGAGACGUAUCACAUUCCCGGGACUUGUCUCCAAUGCCGGCGUCACUUCAGGGACAGUUAUGAUGGACGAUAUUGCGGAAAGAGCACCGGUUUAUGCGGCAUUCUAUGUUCCCCCGAAUAGUGACACAGUUCGUAAAGUCUGUGAGCUGGAGCCAGUCAUGCUCACCAAUUGCGACGGAACAAAAACUGGAAAUGGAUGUUACGAACUUCAAGUUACAGAUCUGUCAACUGGAUUCUGGCCGUCUAUUGAUGGAAGCUUACCAGCAGAUGAGCCAGCAUGCGGCUUCCGAAAUGAAAAAUGCGACUACACCACAUUGAUUAUCGGAGGAUGCAUUGUACUUCUGAUCAUUCUCCUUAUCAUUUGCUUCUUCAUCCUUUCAAGAGUCUGCGAGAAUCGUGCUCUGGCUAACACUCCUUGGAGGAUAUACCGAGAUGACUUUAGAACCAUUCAGGAGAAUGAGAUGAAGUCUAUGCUCUCGAUUGGCUCUUCAAAAACUAAAAUGUCCAAUAUGAGCAUGUUCGUGAAGCAUCACGCAGUUGUCGGAACCAACACCCAUGCUUCAUUCCAUCUGUACCCACAGAGAAGACCAAUUGUCUUUAACCGACAGGAUUUGCAAUUGUUGAAUCAAAUGAAACAGGCGGUACACGAUAAUUUGAAUCCCUUCCUAGGAAUGUCGUUCAACGAGAAAGAGGAGAUGGUUGUCUUAUGGAAGUUCUGCUCCAGGGGAACUAUUCAGGAUAUGAUCUACAAUCAGGAAGUUUCCCUGGACUCAAAGUUUCAUGGAGCUUUCAUUCGAGAUAUCACAUUGGGUCUCGAGUAUCUACACUCUUCAAUUAUUGGCUAUCAUGGAUCCCUUACUCCUUGGUCAUGUCUUAUUGAUCGAAACUGGAUGAUCAAACUUACAGACUACGGAAUUGCUAAUCCACUUGAACGAUGGGAGAAGCUGGGGCUGAUCUCAACGGAAACCCUGAAGGAAGGUGAUGACAAAAGUGGAUCCGCUCAGAAGACGAGUCUGCUCUACCAGCCGCCGGAAAUGUUGAAGAACAAGGAGUCGAACCGAACGAGAAGAAUGGACCAGUCAUGGGUGAAACAAUCACAAGCCAGACGACAAAUGGGGGAUAUUUAUGCGUUUGGAAUGGUUAUGCAUGAGAUUCUUUUCAGAGCCUUGCCCUUCCCAAAUGGAACAAAUGUCUCAGAAGUGAUGGAUUACAUUCGGGAUGGUACAAAGACGUUCCGACCUACUGUUCAUGAUAGAACACAAAUUCAUCCGGACCUUGUGGCGUUGUUGUUGGAUUGUUGGAAUGAGAAUCCGGAAGUGAGACCAUCAAUUCGUCGUGUUCGACUUAAUACGGAGAACUACUUGAAAGUAAAAGGAUCCCUCGUCGACCAGAUGAUGCGUAUGAUGGAACAAUAUGCGAAUAACCUGGAAAAACUUGUAGCCGAACGAACUGGAAUGUUAGAGGAGGCCAAUGUGCGAGCCGACAAACUUCUCGGACAACUUCUACCCAAAUACGUGGCGAAUGAGCUGAAAAUGGGAAGAUCCGUGCCGGCAAAGACAUUCGAUAUGGCUACGGUGAUGUUCAGUGACAUCGUGGGCUUCACAACAAUCUGCUCUUCGUCGACUCCGCUGGAGGUUGUGAGCAUGUUGAACAGUAUCUACAGCAAAUUUGACGACGCUAUUAAUAAGCACGGAUCUUAUAAGGUCGAAACAAUCGGGGACGCCUACAUGAUCGUCUCUGGAAUCCCCGAAGAAAACGGCAACGAGCACAUCAGAAACAUCUGCAACACGGCUCUCGAGCUAAUGCUUCUCCUCAAAACCUACGAGAUCCCUCAUCGCCGAAACGUGAAGCUCCGCAUCCGCCUUGGCAUCCACACUGGAACCGUCGCGGCGGGAGUCGUCGGUCUUACCGCACCUCGUUAUUGCCUAUUCGGUGACACUGUAAAUGUUGCCUCGAGAAUGGAGUCUACUAGUGAGCCGGAGAAGAUCCAGAUGAGCCAGGAAGCUCGCGACUUUUGUGUCAGGUACUACUCGGAAUUCCAAAUCACCCUCCGCGGAACCGUCGAGGCGAAAGGCAAAGGACCAGUGACGUCGUAUUGGUUGCUCGGAAAACAAUCUGAAAGUCAGAUGCAACAACAAAAUUUCUCACAGCUCGGUAUCUAGACUAAUCUUCUUACUAUUAGUCCUCCUACUUAUACAUAUAUAUAUUUUGUUGGCUCAUCCCUUCCCCGGCUUGUCGUCAAUGCAUUUACUUAAUUGUCUAUGGCUAUUUCAUCGUAUAAACAAG